Messenger RNA from Fusarium subglutinans, 1299 nucleotides. RefSeq names its product DUF1479 domain protein. NCBI's taxonomy places the organism in Eukaryota, Fungi, Ascomycota, Sordariomycetes, Hypocreales, Nectriaceae. The record is from RefSeq and is a predicted model, not a curated record. The transcript has 4 exons. Bases 1 to 1299 code for a protein of 432 amino acids.
AUGCUCCGUGCAUCCCUAGCCAAGCCCUCCCCCCCUGUCCUCCGCCGCUGCAUGACAUCGCUAGCCGCCAAAAAAGAAGGCGACAUCUCGGAUGCAUUUACGUCGCUGUCCGGGGCCCAGCGCGAGCCUUUACCCGAUCGAUAUCGUCAGCUGAAACUCAAUCUCCUGCAAGGUCGUCAAGAUAAGAUCGUUCAAUCGUGGAACAAGCUCCUUCGUGAGUUGAAGCGGGAGAAUGAGAUUGUUGCACAGAAAGGACCGGGUGUUAUACCCCAGAUUGAGUUUAAGGAUCUGGAGAGGAGCAGUGAUGCGCUGAGGGAGGAGGUCAAGAAGAGAGGUGUUGUUGUGGUGAGGGGUGUUGUUCCGGAGGGUGAGGCGAGGGCGUAUAAGGCUGAGGUGGAGGAGUAUGUUGCUAGGAAUCCAUCUACACGAGCGUUUCCACCUCACGAUCCUCAAGUCUACGAACUAUACUGGUCACCACCCCAACUAAAAGCCCGCUCACACCCCAACUUCCUCAGCGUGCAACAUAACCUCAUGUCUCUCUGGCACACCACAUGCCCAGCCUCAAUCUCCCUCUCCCAGCCCUUCAGCUACGCCGACCGCCUACGUAUCCGCCAACCCGGCGACGCCAGCUUCGCUCUCGGUCCGCACAUCGACGGCGGAAGCGUCGAGCGCUGGGAGCCAGAAGGGUACGGCGCAGGACACGUCUACGACGCCAUCCUCCAAGGGAACUGGGAAUCCUACGAUCCGUGGGAUGCGAGCGGACGUGUUGACGCUGUGAACAAUCGGCCGUUUUUUAAGGCAAAGAGUGAUAAUUUGGGGCAGGGGUACUUGGAGGAGGGGAAUUGGGAGUUGAUGAGGGAUGUUGAUAGUGAGUUGCAGGGUGCGACGCCGGGGACGGGACAGGAGUUGACGGGGGAGUUGCAUCCGCAUCUGGAGCUUGAGAAGACGAUGGUCCACGUUCCUGAGAUACGGCCUGGAGAUUUCGUAGCAUGGCACUGCGACACAAUCCACUCAGUCGACAAAGUACACGCCGGAACAGCAGACUCGUCGGUGCUGUACAUCCCCAUCUGCCCCAUUACGGCACAGAACGCAGAGUACAUGGUGCGCCAGCGCGAGGCCUUCCUCCGUGGCACGCCGGGACCGGAUUUCCCAGGCGGGGCAGGGGAGUCCGGACAUGUGGGGCGGGGCACGGAGGACAUGCUGGACGGCGCGGCUCGUCGGGCGAUGGGCCUGAGCGCGCUGAGGACGGAAGGGGAAGGGGAGGUUGUUAGGGAGGCGAAUCGGAUCCUUGGGUUUUAG